Messenger RNA from Terrapene triunguis (Three-toed box turtle), 1174 nucleotides. RefSeq names its product NADH-cytochrome b5 reductase 2. Gene Ontology annotation, cellular component: mitochondrion. The coding region runs from base 101 to 1015 and encodes 304 amino acids. The transcript has 10 exons. The record is from RefSeq and is a predicted model, not a curated record. NCBI's taxonomy places the organism in Eukaryota, Metazoa, Chordata, Testudines, Emydidae. Gene Ontology annotation, molecular function: FAD binding; oxidoreductase activity.
UGUGCAGGGAAGAGGACUCGGAGGUUGCACCGGGGCGGAGCGGGAGUGGACUCGGGACAGUGAGGCGGCGCUGGGGUCAGGAGCGCUGCCUGCCGCAGUCAUGGAGCCGAGCGCGGACCUGGCCUUGCUGAUUGCUGUGGUUGUCAUUGCCGCGACAGCCGUGCUGUUAGUUUUCAAGGCUAGGAAAUCCCAGAGGAAGAGUGAUCCCAUUACAUUACAGGAUCCACACACUAAGUAUCCAUUGCCAUUGAUAAAGAAAGAGGAGAUCAGCCACGAUACCAAGAAAUUCAGGUUUGGGCUUCCGUCGCCGGAUCAUGUAUUAGGGCUACCUAUAGGCCAGCAUGUUUACCUCUCUUCCAAAAUCAAUGGUAAUCUUGUCAUCCGGGCCUACACUCCAGUUUCCAGUGACGAAGUAAAAGGUUAUGUUGACUUAAUUAUAAAGGUCUACUACAACAAUGUCAAUCCCAAAUUCCCUGAAGGCGGGAAGAUGUCCCAGUACUUAAACAGCAUGACUGUUGGGGAUACCAUUGACUUCAGAGGGCCAAACGGGCUCCUUGUGUACAAGGGGACAGGUAACUUUGCUAUCAAGCCUGACAAGAAGUCUGAAGCACACAGAAAGUUUGUAAAGCAUCUUGGGAUGAUAGCUGGAGGAACAGGAAUAACACCGAUGUUGCAGCUGAUCCGUCACAUCACAAAGGAUCCUAAUGAUAAUACAAAGUGUUACCUCCUUUUUGCUAAUCAGACUGAAAAAGACAUAUUACUGAGAGCAGAGCUAGAAGAGGUAGCCAAGAAUCACCCUGAUCAAUUUAAAGUGCGGUAUACAUUGGACAGACCUCCUCACGAUUGGAAGUAUAGCUCUGGCUUCAUUACUGCAGAUAUGAUUAAAGCAUACCUCCCUCCCCCAGGCAGAGAGACUCUUAUUCUGAUGUGUGGGCCUCCACCUAUGAUUCAGUUUGCGUGUCAGCCCAAUCUGGAAAAACUUGGUUAUCCCAAAGAUAACACAUUCGCUUAUUGACACUGAUGCAAUGCAGUGCGUCUCAUUCACAUGCAGAAAUAAUCCAUUUGCUACAGCACUUUUAGAACAAUUCUCAAACUGAAGAUGGGAUUGUGGGAUUUCCUGCUGUGAGCAAAUUUCUCAUUGCAGAGAGAGCAGAGUAAGGAUCCGCAUGCUCUC